This is a messenger RNA of Erpetoichthys calabaricus (reedfish), 1457 nucleotides long. RefSeq names its product leucine-rich repeat protein lrrA-like. The coding region runs from base 307 to 1104 and encodes 265 amino acids. The record is from RefSeq and is a predicted model, not a curated record. Gene Ontology annotation, molecular function: protein binding. Lineage: Eukaryota; Metazoa; Chordata; Cladistia; Polypteriformes; Polypteridae. The transcript has a single exon.
AAUUCUAUUCAGGAGUGGUACAAAGGUUAGUGUGUUUACAUUCCUUUUGGUCUCCAAGCUACACACUAUCUAAUGUUUUAUCAGCUCAAGGCCUUGAAGGAGAGAUUAAGUGAGCGACAUUCGUGCUUAAGAUUGGAAAGGAUUUUAAAUACGAUUUUAAUAACACAGACUGCUUUCAGAGAAUGGCUUACAUAUCGGGUGUAUUUUCAAGUAGAGCAUUUCAGAAACAAGUGCUUCAGUGGUGCAGCUGUCCACUUGGCAUCGGCUUGGGUUUUGUCUGAAGAACGUCAGAAGUGACUUUUUACUAUGAAAGCUGCUCGUUCUCAUCUCUCUUUGCUCUCAAAUGGAGACACAAAUUGGAAGUACAGAAUCGAGCGUGACUCAAGAGAGGAAGGAAAAAGAAAGCUGAAACUGCAGGGGAAGGAGCUUCUGGCCGUACCUCUGAACAUCUUUGACAUGGAAGAUUUGGAGGUUUUGGAGAUGACCCCUGAAAGAGAGAGCUGCCUGACAUACAGAAUGGAAUUCGUUCCCAGAGAAAUUGGGCAACUGAGGAACCUGUGCGUCCUAAACCUGGACACCAAUGAGCUGAAAGUCAUCCCAGCCGAGAUUGGUCUCUUGGAAAAGCUGGAAAGGCUUACAUUAAGUAACAAUUUCCUAAGCUUUCUUCCCAAGGAAAUAAGCAGACUGCAGAAGCUCACCAGUUUACACAUGGCUAAUAACCAUUUCAGGGAACUUCCACUCCAGAUUUGCCAGUUAAAGAAUCUCUUAUUUCUGGAUGCAAGUGAUAACAAAAUUAAAGUGAUUCCUCACCAUAUUCAGAACUUAGCAAAGCUGGAGACUCUCCUCUUGUUUUUUAACAGGUUAGAAAUGCUGCCGGAUACCUUCUGCAACCUUAGGAACCUUCGCACUUUGUGGCUGGGAAAAAACAAAAUAAGACGUCUUCCUAGACGAUUUGGGGACCUUGUGAAACUGGAAUGGAGAGACGAGCAGUGCUCUUCAAAUUUUGAAGAAAACCCACUUGAACACCCACCCAUAGCAGUAUGCAGGAGCGGCAUUAAAGGGGUCAAAAAUUACUUUUCAGGAUGGAGGGAUGAAGACUACUAAAUUCAUUCAUUAUAAGCAAAUGAAUGAAGCUUUAGAAACAUGAAAACCUUUACUUCGAAGAGUUUAAAAAUAAAUGAUGCAUUUUAAGAUUAUGUGUUACUAUGCAUAAACUCCUUUAUUUUUAGUAAUAAUACCUUGUAUGGUAUUAAUAUAGUAGAUGCAAUAUACUAACAAUUCUUUUAUUAAUGUGUUGCUUUUUGAAAUAACCUUUCACAAUUGAUCACUGCAUAACUGCUUGCAAAAAUACGUGCUACUUUAAAUGUCUUUUAAUUUUUAAGUUUUUAAGUUUUUAAAAGUACAAGUGGUGAUAUCAUGGUUCAAAUUGGAGUGACACUGUGGCACAAUUAUAGCAC